Zootermopsis nevadensis is the source of this 1966-nucleotide messenger RNA. RefSeq names its product Histone acetyltransferase Tip60 (gene Tip60). NCBI's taxonomy places the organism in Eukaryota, Metazoa, Arthropoda, Insecta, Blattodea, Termopsidae. Gene Ontology annotation, molecular function: histone H4K16 acetyltransferase activity. Gene Ontology annotation, biological process: regulation of DNA-templated transcription; double-strand break repair via homologous recombination. The record is from RefSeq and is a predicted model, not a curated record. Gene Ontology annotation, cellular component: NuA4 histone acetyltransferase complex.
AUUAGCGAUGGUGUUCAUAUCAUAUGACACAUUUCAGAUCCUUGAAUUGUACUAUGGAGGAUGUCAGCAAUUUAAAUAAGUUGUAUUUUAUUUAUUUCUUAUUAAAGAAAGCAUAACGAAAGGUUAGCAAUAUUAACGAUUGCAAUAAAUUCGAUAUCUGUGUUCGAUAUUUGAAGUCGGUUGCAUGUAUCGUUGAGAAUCAAAAUCUGAGCAAAACAAAGUUGAAGAAAGCAAUACGAAACACAAUACCGACUGUAACGAUGACUGAUGAUGGUGAUGAAAGAGAAACUAUUUGCGAUUCAGUGGCAUCGCUUGUUGAAGGAUGUCGACUGCCUGUCCGAAUGCAAGGAGGGGACGACUGGCCCCUUGCAGAGAUCAUCAGUGUUAAGGAAGUAAAGUCAUCCAAACGCUAUUAUGUGCACUAUGUGGAUUUCAAUAAGCGGCUAGACGAAUGGGUGACUGAAGAGCGACUGGACACAAGAAAGGUUCAGUUUCCACGUCGAGAUGGACCGACUCAAGCUGGUGGUACAAGUACACCUAAGAAAGUGGGAGGUGGAAACUCGUUGUCACGUCCAGCAUCUCCGCCCAGUGGUCCUGAGAUGCAACUCAAUGGAAGUGCUGUUCUUGCGGCUGCCCUUCAGAAGAAAAUGUCCCGCAAGAGGAAAGGAAUUUCUCUGGAGAGUGAGGACUCUCUGGAUGCAUCAGGUCCUGCGUCCAUUGCUACUGGUACUCCAUCUUGUCCUCGAAGUACUGGCUCCAUGGUAGCACACAACGAUGACAUUGUCACGCGUAUGAAGAACGUUGAGAUGAUAGAACUCGGAAGACACAGAAUUCGGCCUUGGUACUUCUCACCAUAUCCACAGGAAAUGGUUCACUUAACAUGCAUAUAUAUUUGUGAAUUUUGCCUUAAAUACCGGAAAAGCAGAAAGUGCUUGGAAAGACAUCUGGCAAAAUGCAACUUACGCCAUCCACCGGGGAAUGAGAUCUAUAGAAAAGGGCGGAUUUCCUUCUUUGAGAUUGAUGGUCGGAAGAACAAGGCUUAUGCUCAGAACCUUUGCUUGUUAGCGAAACUGUUCCUGGACCAUAAGACUUUAUAUUAUGAUACAGAUCCUUUCCUUUUUUAUGUUAUGACUGACUUCGACUCACGAGGAUUCCAUAUAGUUGGUUACUUCAGUAAAGAAAAGGAGUCUACAGAGGACUACAAUGUUGCUUGUAUUCUCACAUUGCCACCGUAUCAAAGGAAGGGCUGUGGAAAACUGCUUAUAGAAUUCAGUUACGAAUUGUCAAAGUUCGAAGGCAAGACGGGAUCUCCGGAGAAACCGCUGUCUGAUCUGGGUCUCCUCUCCUACCGCAGCUACUGGGCCCAGACAAUUCUUGACUUCUUGGUAAAUGUCAAGCCAGUGGGAGACAACGAAAAGCCGCAAAUAACGAUCAAUGAAAUCUGUGAGCUUACAAGUAUCAAGAAGGAGGAUGUGAUCUCUACACUUCAGAACUUAAACCUCAUCAACUAUUACAAAGGUCAAUACAUCAUUACUCUGAGUGAGGAAACAGUUGCAUCCCAUCAGCGUUCCAUGGAGCGCCGGAAGAUACGCAUCGACCCCAAAUGUCUUCAUUGGACGCCCAAAGACUGGUCUAAGCGAGCUAAGUGGUGAGGAUGACAUACUGGGAUGUGUAAGACACUGUGCCAGUUUGUCGCUGUGCAAGUUUUGCAGGAUGGACUGUGUUUCAUAUAGUGCAGCACUAUGAAACCACCAACAUUCACAGAAAGUGUUUAUGACUUUUCUAAUCACUGUGCCAAAGAAAUACACACUCGACGCGCGCGCCACACCACACACGCACUACUAACGUAAACAAAUGCCUAAUUUUUUUGCCAUGUAGUGGACAAGGCUAGGCACUGUAAGAUAAAAUCUGAUGUUAUAAAUGUCGAUGUUUUUAAUAUCUGCAAAUAAAAGCAUUUAAAACAUGA